Tetrahymena thermophila SB210 is the source of this 3261-nucleotide messenger RNA. Its product is annotated as IQ calmodulin-binding motif protein. Gene Ontology annotation, molecular function: protein binding. Lineage: Eukaryota; Ciliophora; Oligohymenophorea; Hymenostomatida; Tetrahymenidae. The record is from RefSeq and is a predicted model, not a curated record. The transcript has 2 exons.
AUGAAGCUCACACAAGAAGAGUUAAAAAGUAUUGUUUUAAUAUAGGCAAAUAUAAGAGGCUUUCUAGUAAGAUAAGAAAUAAGAAGAUAGCUAUUGGAAAUUUAUGAGUACGAAAAAGAGUAAUUAGAAUACCUACAAGGAUAAUAGAUUGGACAGGGUGAGUAUUAUGACUAUUAGUAUAAUUUGAACAGAGAUGCGCAAGAAAAUUAAUCUGGCAAAUAUAUUACAUAAUCCUCUCAUAGUGAAUAUGAAGAGUAAAAGAAAAAAGCUUAUAAUGUGAAAAAGAGCAUAGGUAGUAAAAAUUUAAUUCAAAAUGAUGAGAGUCAAGAGAAUAUUGAGUUUCAAAAAUCAAGUGAAAGCAGUAGUAGUGCAGAAAUAGAAAAAAAAGUUUAAUAGAAGUAUAUGCAAUAAUAAAUUAGCCAGAGAGAAAGGUAAUAAGCUUACGAAUAUCAAUUACAUCCAGUAGAAUUAAAUAAAUAGAAAACAAAGGAAUUUUAAACAGAUAUGAAUAAAAAUUUAAACGGGGCUUGCUUGGUUUCAGGAAAAAAUGAAGCAGAAGCUUUAAAAUUUCCUUAGCUUCAUCCAAUAUUCUCUAACUCAUAAAUGAAAAUGAUGAUGAAUUCUAGAGAUAGUUAAGACGAAGUAAACUUCUAAGAAAGGGUACAUUAAAAUUAAGAAAAGCUUAAAAAUAUUGCAGAGAAAUUAAAAAAGGAAGAAGAAGAAGAGACAGAUCAGUUGUCUUAAGAAAAUCUCAAAAUAAAACUUUACUCACACAGUGCAAACUAUACUAGGAACCAAGAGGAAAGUGAUGAUUAAGAACAAGGCAAAGAAAUUUAACUUUAUGCUCAGUAGAAAAAGGAACAUGUUGAGAAUACCAAAAAUGAUAAAAAUAAAGAUAAUAGUAGAGACUCUCAAAUGAAAUAUCAAAAAGAAAACCAUAAGGAAUAAGAUUUCUUAAACCAAAAAUCUGUAAAUAUUUCAGUUGAAAUCUCUGAGAGCAAUUUGCUUUCAGAAAGGAGACAAAAUCUUUUGCCUAAAUCUAAUUAUAAUAAUCAAAAUAAAAUAUAGAAAAACUCAGGUAAAUAGGCUGUAAACAUCAAUCCUGAUCAAAAUGGAGCAUUUCAGUCAAACAAGGCACUUCAAAACGGAUAGAAUAAGAUGAAUCCAAAUAGAUUUUAUUAGGAUGAGGAAGAAAAUUAUUACAAAAAUUAACAGAUUAAUCAUUAUUAAUAAUAAAAAUAUUAAACUUAUGAGCAAGCAGGCUAUAACCAGAAUAAACAGGAAUUAAAUUAACUAAACAAUAAGUUUUAAAAUAUUAUAUAAGUUAUUGAUCAAUUUAACUACUCUCCAAAUUCUAAUUAGUCUUCCUAAAAUAAUAUCAAAGAAUCUCAUUUUGCAAAAAUAAGCAAUAUUGAAUACAAUUCAUAUCCUUGUGAUUAGUUUUUGUUUGAAGAAAGCUAAAAUUAUGAAAUUUAAUAAAGAUUUGCAGAUGAUAUCUAUCAUCAGCAUCAUUAUCACGAACAUCAUCCUUAGUUAGCUAGUUAUAGCUUACCCUAAGAAAAUAACGAGUUAAUCAUAGAUAAAUCGAUAUAUAUUAAGAAUAUGUAAGUUAUAAAACAAAUGUAAGAUUAGUAAGUUGGACAAGAUUAAUAACAACGCAGUGUAAACCAUGAGAAGAAUAUGAAGAAAAUAAGAAAAAUGAUACACUAAAACUAGAUCCUUAAUAAUAAAAAUCGCAAGAACUUUCUUUAGCUCUCUAAAUAUUCGCUAGAAAGCUUUUAAUCUUCUUAAAUAUUUGGUGAAGGAAGUAAAUAAUAAAUUGAUUCAGAAUUAGAAGUAAAUUUAUUAGAAACGACUUAAUAGCAGAAGCAUAACAAUGGCUAAAUAUUCGAUAUGUCAAGUAAGAGCAAUAGUAUGAUGUCAUCCCGAGUCCCUGAAUCUUAAAAUUAAGAUAGUUCUAAAUAAUUAAAUAAUCCAAAAAAGAGCAAAACAAAUAAUAACAAUUCUUCGACUAGAUCUGAAGGAACUGCAAAUUCUAAUACAUUAGUUAAUAGUCUAAAUAAAAAGCCAAUUAUGUUUGAUUUCGAUAUUUAUAUUCUAGCUGCUACUAAAAUUCAGAAAGUAUUCAAAGGUUAUUUAAGCAGAAAGUUAAUUAUCGAGUUUCGUUAAGUCAAGAAAGCUGCUCUUACUAUAGAGGCUUAGUAUCUUAAGUUUAAGCAAUUUCUUGUUAAAAAGAUGAAGGAUUGUAAUAAUUAAAUUGAAUGUAGUAGUUAUAAUAUAAUAAAAUUAGUUUAGGAUUUUGAAAAGGGUGAAAAAUUUUUAAAAAGCUAAUUUCGUAAAAAAAAUUUUGAUUAGAAAAUAAAAGUUAAUAGAGAUAAACUGUGCAAAGUUUUUAUAAAAUUUAUAAACACUGAUUAAGAAGACGAAAAUUAUUUGUAAGAAGGUGUUAAGGUCACAGUUGAAUAAGAAAACUUGAUACUACAAAAAUAAGUUCUGAAGUUGAAGCAAUACAUAUUACAACAGUAAAGAACUUAUAAAUAAGAACUUGACUAAAUGCAAUCAAAAUAUGAGGAAUUAAGAAAUUUACACAAAGAAACUAUAAAGAAAUAUAUAACUGGAAUCUAGAACCUUAAAAAGAGAGGGAGUAACUAAGAGCUAACGGACUCUAAUUUAUAAGAAUCUUCUUAAUCAUAUUCUAAUUAAAAUGAAAAGUAUCCUAAAUCUAAUAAUAGCAAUCAUUAAAAGUUGCUUUAGCUAUAUAAAGAAGGGGAUAAUGAUUUAAAUAAAUUGAAUUCUUUCAAUAUGAAAAAUAAAGUAGAAAAUCGAAACUACUAUUUGACAGAUUAAAAUAAUAUUUAAAAAAUAAAAAAACACGGAAGUAGUGCUGAUAGCAAGAGAAAAUCUAAUAAAUCACCUGAGAGAAUAUAUUUCUAAAAGUAAUUUGAAGUUUUGACACAUGAGGCGGAGAAAGACUUAGAAGAUUUUGAAAGUUAAAUUAAAAAAAUAAAAUAUGACUUUUAGAGUAACAACAUUAAGUAGUCUUCAACAUCUAAUAAUUCUAAAAAACCAGAUGAAAAAAGAUAAUCAAAGAAUAAGAAUGAAUCAUAAAAUAAAGAAUAGCUAAUUAAUAAAAAAUGUAUAUAAAAGUAGUAGCAGCAAACCUUAAAAUAAAGCUAAAAUUCAAUUCACUAAUAAUAUAUGAGUGACGAGUUUGCUAACUAUAAUAGUAAAUUUAGUAUGAAAAGUCAUUCUAAGUAAUGA